UAUAAAUGUAAAGCAUUAUAUCCUGAAUCAACUGUGGAGAGUUUCAGCACAAGAGAGAACCAGAGGAAGAGACCAAGAUAGAAAAUAUGAUAGAACACAGAUGUUCUUUGUACACUUUGUACUGUUUAAUUUUUUCUUUAUAAUUAUUAUAUUUUUAUCCUCAGUUAACUUGCAAGCUUCCCUUAAAAUGCACGUAAAAAUGUCUUCAACUUUAAUCCAAAUUUUUAUAUUGAUAUUUAUCCCAUUUAUUACAACGGGGUUCAAUUACAGUGAGUCGUACAGUGAUACAGAUCAGUGUCCCAAGGCAAAGUUUAUCGCUGGUCAACUUGGCGUGGUAAAUGUCCUCGGAUUUUUAGAUGCAACCCAGCCAUCCAGUUAUCGACAAGCAGUCAUGCUUAAAGUAUUAAAAGACCGGCUGCAACGUUCUGGACUUCCCGAAGCACUUUUUUUUUUUAUCAUCAAUAGAGUGACGAGUGAUGAAGAAAACAAUUCAAUUAGUUCUCUUAAAAGUGCGAUAGCUCCGGACAUUUUUAUAAUAGAAGACAACGAACAAUUGAAUAUUUGGAAAGAUUUUAACGGCUCAAAGGAUCAAGUUUUGGUGAUAGACCGGUGUGGGUACUUGGCCUAUCAAAUUGUAGUCCCCUGGAGCAUCCUCCAUUUUCCUUACGUCAAGGCCGCCAUCUUGUCGACCCACAAAGACGAUCCCUGUGGGCUUUGCGAUAUUUAUGCCACUGUAGUCGAGUUGGAUGAGGUUGAAACUUAUACUUUAACUUCUACUCCUACCUCAGAAGUAACUGACGCAACUGAACCAGAUGUGUCUUCUGAAGAAAAGAUUUUACCAGACUUGAAGAUAAUUAUGCACGCGCCUCAUUAUCACAUGAGCGGAGACGCGACUAAAAAACACGAGUACCUAGUUCUGGAGCACUCCAAGCCGGAUUUUCAUGGACACUUGGAUGUUCCAGACUCAUCAACGGAUGAAAGAAGUGCCAGACUAGGAGACGGAUUGAUUAUUUCUGACAGCACUGUUUAUGAGCGCGAUCAAGGUCCAGGUUUUUUUGGAGAAGUUUCUGAUAUUUUUAGAAAUUCGGAGAAUUUUCAUCAGGAAGUCGAUGAGGAUGAUGAAGAAGAAGAUGAAGAAGAGUUCAGUGACAAGUUGCAAAUUAGUCAGUCUACUGAGGCUAAUGGUCAAGAUGUUGAUGAAGAAGAAGUAAAGAGUAAGUUAAUUGCGCAUUACAGUAAAUUGUUGCCCUGGAUUUAUUAUGUCCUUGAAAAAUGAAGUAAUUUGAAAAAAAAAAAA
This is a messenger RNA of Cotesia glomerata, 1297 nucleotides long. RefSeq lists its product as uncharacterized. NCBI's taxonomy places the organism in Eukaryota, Metazoa, Arthropoda, Insecta, Hymenoptera, Braconidae. Gene Ontology annotation, cellular component: extracellular region. Bases 101 to 1276 code for a protein of 391 amino acids. Gene Ontology annotation, molecular function: selenium binding. Gene Ontology annotation, biological process: selenium compound metabolic process. The transcript is spliced from 2 exons. The record is from RefSeq and is a predicted model, not a curated record.